This is a messenger RNA of Drosophila teissieri, 1459 nucleotides long. RefSeq lists its product as uncharacterized. Gene Ontology annotation, cellular component: membrane; dendrite. NCBI's taxonomy places the organism in Eukaryota, Metazoa, Arthropoda, Insecta, Diptera, Drosophilidae. Gene Ontology annotation, molecular function: G protein-coupled serotonin receptor activity; serotonin binding; neurotransmitter receptor activity. The annotation marks the transcript as partial. The transcript has 3 exons. Gene Ontology annotation, biological process: G protein-coupled receptor signaling pathway, coupled to cyclic nucleotide second messenger; serotonin receptor signaling pathway; chemical synaptic transmission. The record is from RefSeq and is a predicted model, not a curated record.
UUCGCCGCGAUGCGUUCGCUUUCGACUGUCUCGACUCUUCCAAAAAAAUAAAACACGAUAAAUACUCUCAAAAAUAAAAAAUUUCGGAAAAUAGAUUCGAAAUUAAUAAAUUAAAAAUAUUACCUUAAACUAAAAAGGGACGCAAAAAGUAUUGGUUGAAUAAUGUUAAAUACGCAAGAGCAGUUGUCAGGUGCAAUAAAAGUGUAAAGCAAGAAACAAUAAAGUGAAAAAAGAAAACAAUUAAAUGUACAAAUAAUUAAAAUAUAUAUACAUAUGUGCCGUUACUAAACGACUGCAAAAUGCGGGCAUAGAAUAAAGUAUUUUCAGUGAAAUUGCAUAUUUACGAAGUUAAAACUCAUUAUAAUUUCAAAACGUUUAUAAAUAAAAAACAAAGCAAAUAAACGAAAAAUAAGAAAGGAAGCUAAUUACGCUUGGUACAAACACAAGCUACAUUGUACUGCUCUGUACAACGGACACUUCUGCGAGAAGGAAGCCCCACAGCUUGAGAAUGAAAUGGAGAUGCAAAGCUACUCUGGUCAUAGACCAUCGACAGGCAUAUCAGAAACAGCAACAGCAGCAGUGGCAUGUGCACCAGACACAGCAGCAACAUUCACACAGCGACACUUCAAUUGUCGGCUGGAAGAGGCUGAUUGGCCUGGGGUUUUCCUGCCGUUUAUUGACUGCAAAAGCAGCCACACCAACAGAACAUCCUACAUCUCCAGCAGCAACAAAAACCACUUUCUGCCCACCAGCAACAUCCUUAUUGACGGACGCAACAACACAUUCCAGUGUGCACGGCAAGCUUUCGACGAAGCGGAACACAGCGCAUUCUAUAGCUGCAGUGCGGAAAGACCAUUGUCUGAAAACUCCACAUUAAGGAUGAAGUGGAGACUGUUGCGAUGGCCGCACGAGGCGUACGAGCACUUUCGACUGGCAAUCAACGGGACCCUUCGUGAUUAUGCGAGUGAUACAUUUAGUGAUAACGAUGAGGGAUUCAUGCAACGCGAGAGGGAGCCACAUCAGGAGCUGGAAAGCGUGGAGGAAAGCUUUUCAAACGAGCUAAGCCCCCAACGCGAUGAAUUCUGGUCCUUCCUUAACCUAAGUGAGCUAAUGAAGCCCGACUACGACUCUCUGGGCAUCAUAAAUGUCACCAGCACCAGCUUAGACAUGAUUUUGCCGAACUUUACAGCCCUGAACACGACCACUGCUGACACGGCUGCCGACCUCGCGGUAACAAAGAGCUUUUUGGACCUAAGUCCCCAUGGCUACGACUGGCUAUUCCUGUUCGUGGUGUUUUUUAUCUUUGCGGGUGGCUUGGGUAAUAUGCUUGUAUGCGUAGCCGUGGCCUUGGACCGGAAGCUGCAGAAUGUCACUAACUAUUUCCUGUUUUCCCUGGCUCUAGCCGAUCUCCUGGUUAGUUUGUUUGUGAUGCCCAUGGGUGCGAUACCAGCAUUUUUGG